This is a messenger RNA of Microthlaspi erraticum, 600 nucleotides long. NCBI's taxonomy places the organism in Eukaryota, Viridiplantae, Streptophyta, Magnoliopsida, Brassicales, Brassicaceae. The record is from the annotation of a GenBank genome assembly.
AUGGCAGAGGAAGAAGAUAGUUGGGAUCAAUUAAUUGAUACAGACCAGAGCAUGAGCGAAGAAGAUGCAUCUUACAUGGAAGACUCAUGGUCCGAGGAAGGUGUUGACGAAGGUCUUGACGACUAUGGUAAAGAACCAGGCAGAGAAGAACCUGAACCUGAACCACCAGACCUUGUUCACUGCAGUUCAAGUCAGAGGAGGUGGUAUCAAGAAGAAGAAGCCGCAUGGGGAGAGCAACACCAUGAGGAGGACGACACUAGAGAAGAGUCUUGGACAGUAGAUGAUAGCUCUCAAGGAGAAUAUGAGCAACCCAGAAGCUGUGAAGAGCUGAACACUACACAGCCUUACAAUGCACUGAGAACUGUCUUGAGCAGGAAGAGAAAUUACUUAGAGUGGGAAAGAAACCUAGAUGAGUGGUUAUACUACAACCACAUCCUUAAGGAGCAAAGAUUAGAUUAUGCAGUUGGCCAACUUAAAGGAAGUGCUUAUCAAUGGUGGCUGCAAGAAGAAGAUGAUCGCUGGUUUUACAAAGAGCCAACCAUCUCUACUUGGGGAGAGCUUAAAGCCUUGCUGAGGAAUAAAUAUGCACAAGGAGUUUGA